Molecule: messenger RNA, 807 nt
Organism: Fomitopsis serialis
Lineage: Eukaryota; Fungi; Basidiomycota; Agaricomycetes; Polyporales; Fomitopsidaceae
Exons: 5
Coding region: 1-807 (268 amino acids)
Cellular component (GO): endoplasmic reticulum; plasma membrane
Source: RefSeq, a predicted model, not a curated record
AUGGCAGGCAAUCAGGCAGUGUCGGAGAAUCCGCCCUACGCUCAGGAGCACCUCUCGACCAAUGGCUCGGAUUGGUUGUGGACUGUGUUUUCUAUCAUGGCUCUCGGCACUCUGCUGACUGCUGGUGCGGCGAUUAUGAGGCCCCGCGGCACGCGUUUCUUCCACCAGUUGGCGGUCAUCAUCCUCACGACUUCCAGUAUUGCCUACUUCUCCAUGGCAUCUGACCUGGGUGCGACGCCCAUCACUGCCGAGUUCCGUGGCAAUGAGACUCGCCAGAUCUGGUAUGUUCGCUACAUCCAGUGGUUCAUCAACUUCCCCACUCUCCUGCUUGCCAUGCUGCUGGCGACUAGCCUACCCCUGUCGGACAUCGUGACUACGCUCUUCAUGUCGCUCGUCAUCGUCGUCAGCGGCCUCGUCGGUGCGCUCGUGCACAGCACUUAUAAGUGGGGUUAUUACACCUUCGGUGUCGUCGCUCUGUUCUACAUCUGGUACGUCCUCCUCUGGCACGCCCCCGCCUCAAGCUUCGUCGCGGCGGUAUCGCGGGAAUGUCAUCACGGUCACCUCCGAGAUGAUCUGGUACGGCAUCCUCGACCUCUUCACGGCCCGAUCUUCCUGGCGCUCUUCCUCUGGCAGCUGCGCGACAUCGACUACGAGGCGUUUGGCCACCGGUCUGGCAUGUACGCCAACCAGAACGCGACGGCUGUGCGUGGCGAGAAGGUUGCUCCCCCAGUGGCGGCCGCCGCAACUGGCCCUGCUCCUGCCGCUGCACCAGCGCCUACUGCUGCCGCUCCUCAGCAGACUGUAUGA